Rasamsonia emersonii CBS 393.64 is the source of this 2193-nucleotide messenger RNA. Its product is annotated as CCCH zinc finger protein. The coding region runs from base 1 to 2193 and encodes 730 amino acids. The record is from RefSeq and is a predicted model, not a curated record. Gene Ontology annotation, cellular component: nucleus. Lineage: Eukaryota; Fungi; Ascomycota; Eurotiomycetes; Eurotiales; Trichocomaceae. Gene Ontology annotation, molecular function: metal ion binding; RNA binding. Gene Ontology annotation, biological process: box C/D snoRNP assembly. The transcript is spliced from 2 exons.
AUGGCAUCUCGUGGGUUUUCCUUCCCUCCUCCUCCGCCGCCGCCACCUCCGCAGCAGCAUCACGCGCCUGGAUUCCAGAGUUCCGCCGCGUCUUACGGACAGAACAAUACCAGCUAUGGACAGCGGGGCGGACGCCCCUCUGGCGGCUACCACAACAGGGGCCGGGGACGGGGAGGCGGAAACCGUGGUGGUCGAGGAGGGCAUUUUGGCAAUAGCGACAGCAACCAUGCGGCUUCAUACCGUGCCAACCCGUCAGUGAACUAUGGCGGAUAUCCCGCGGCUUCUACCUUCUCCUCGCCGUCGACUGUGACGGGCGCGUCGCCCUACCAGAGCUCCUCGCAAUUCCAACCACAUCAGACUCAGCCAGCCUAUCCGCCGCCGGGCCAGCAGUAUUCUCAGCCGCCUCCGCCCUUACCGCCAUACUCCCCUCAUCCUAAUUACGACGCGGGCUACGGCGCAUCGUCUGCGCAUCCUCAGGUCCCGUCAUACUCUCCUCAAUCCGCGGCUGGAUAUGCGCCUGGCAUCUCCCCGCCUCCGCCCUCUUCGUCGUCAGCGUCUCAUGCACCUCCAGGCCCUCCGAUUGUAGCGCCGCCCAUGCGCUGGGGUUACGACAAUUCCGGAGCUGGAGGAUUCUAUUCCGGUGCUCCGAACGGCUCUACACCCAAUUCUUUAUCUCAUCCUGGCUACGGGAAUGUUCAUUCCAACUCGCAUCCCGGAGGAAAUAAUUUUACGAAGCAUGGACACAAACGCGCCUAUUCAUCUGCCUUUGAAAAACCAACGACUUCCGCUCCACGGACCCCAGCACCACCUCCGGUGCCUAGUUUUGGAAAUCCGCUCCCUGCCAAGCCACCUCCGCCCGUCGACGCAACGCGGAAACAACCGAAGAAGAAGAAACGCCGAUUUAAUCAGCUUGGCCUGACCCCCAAGACCGAAGAGCAUGAGUCGAGUGAGGAGGAAGAUGAUGCGGAUGAAGAGGCUCGGUUUGUUUCCAGCAGCAGCGGUAGUGGUACCGGACCGUUGCAGUUUACUUACAAAGGGCGGACCUCGACGUUACAAACUCCGGAAGAAAUCGCCGCUUGGAUCGAGGAGCGGAAGAAGCGAUAUCCCACUAAGGCACGCAUCGAAGAGAAGAAGAAGGCUAUGGAGGAGGCUAGGAAACAGAAGGAGAUGCAAAGGGAGGAAGCCCGACGCCAGCAGAAAGAGGCCCGGGCCCAAAAGGAACGGGCGAAAUCCGAACGCAAAGAACAGCGGGACGAGAGUACCGACCCGAUCGAUGCCGCCGUCAAGGCCAAGCUCAAGGCAGAGAAACUCCGGAAGAAGCUCAUCAAGGAAGAGAAACGGGUGGCCAAGGCGGAGGCGGAUGCUGAGCGGGCUCGGCUUAAAGCUGAAGCCUUGCAACAGAGCCUGGCCGCGAAGUCAGACGAGACUGGGCCGGACGCCUCUGAGAAUCCCGGAGGCGAUUCUUCUCAAGCGGCGGAUACAGCGCUUCCCGGCAGCGAUGCGGCGCAUCCGGCCGUCAACGGUACCGACGGGGUCCAGGCGGAUGGAAAUCAGGAGACAGAUAACAACCAAAAUGGGUUAACUCAUUCACAUGCGACAGCGACUGCUGGAGCCGAACCAUCUGUGCCAUCGUCGCCAGGGGCUUCUGAUACGAGCGACGAAACGUCUUCCAGCGGGUCUGACUUGUCGUCAUCGGACAGCGACGAUGACAGUGAUGAAGACGAAGACGACGAAGACGACGACUCGGCUCCCGAAGAAAUUUCCUCCCGUCGUGAAGGGCCCGAGCGGGUUCCUGCGCCGUCGCGAGACAGCCGUCAGAAGAAAAAGGGGCUAUGCCGCCAUUUUGCCCGGAAGGGACGCUGCUCGCGCGGAGACCGGUGCCGGUUCGCGCACGAGCUGACUGAGGGUGGUGCAGGCAAGGCGCGACCGGGCGAGGCCAAGGGCCGGGGACAGACAGCAAAGAGGGGACUUUUUCAACUGCUUCUGGAGCGUGAAGCAGAAGAACGGGAUCGCCGGGUGAUGCAGGCCAUUGCCUGGCUAGGGGAGCAUGGCCUGCUGGAUGACCCGAGCAGCGAGAAGGCGUCGGACGAGGCGACGAGCAAGCCAGCUCCAGCGAUUCCGCCGGUUCACGACGAGGUCGACACGAAAGAUGCUGCCGGAGUUAAGGCGGCUGAUGAGACGGGGGCGUCAUAA